AUGGACACUGCCGGGAGGCCCUCGUGCUCCCAUCAGAGAUCCUUCGGGACCGACUUCACCUUCAAUGGAGGCAUGUGCAACAAAUGCAGCAAUGCUAGCUCGGUGCAGGACAUCACCUUCAUUGACACUCCUGGAGUUCUCUCCGGCAGCAAGCAGCGCAUCGGUCGAGACUACGACUUUGCGCCAGGGGGCCCAGCAAAGUGGGAUCCCUCUUGUGAAGAGAAAGCGCUUAGAUUCUUAGAUGCCAGGAAGAUCAGCGCCUGGAUGGCAGAUCGAGCCGACCUGGUGCUCCUCACGCCCGGGCCCGAGCCUCCCGCCUCGCCUCUGUUCGACGCCCACAAGCUGGACAUCUCCGACGAGUUUCAGCAAGUCAUGGAGGUCUUGCGGCCCCAUGCCGGCAAGGUGCGAUGUGUGCUCAACAAGGCGGACCAGAUCGAUGCAUCCAAUCUGGUCAGGGUCUACGGGGCCCUCCUGUGGAAUGUUGGGAAGGUGUUUCAGACACCCGAAGUCGCGCGUGUCUUUGUCAGUUCCUUCUGGAACGAGCCGUACCGUUUCCAGGAUCACUUGACCCUCUUCGAGGAAGACAAGGCUGCUGUGGUGAAGGAGCUGCAAUCGCUUCCGCAUACAGCGCUGUUGCGGAAAAUCAACAACCUGACCGCCCGUGUGCGCAGAGUUAGAACUCACGUCAUCGUUGUCGGUUAUCUGCGAUCAAGGAUUCCUCUUCACCUCCGUGCGCUGGGGGCCGACGGGCCGAUCCGGCACUGGCUCUGCUCGAACCUGGAGUCUCUGCUGAGUGAGGCACAGCGGGUCCACAGCUUGAGCACCGGAGACAUGCCGAAACUGGAGGUGCUGCGGAGAAAGCUCCAGGACUUUGAGCAAGGCGCUGGUAUACAAACUACAGUAGCUAAAGUAAAGUUUGGGCAUUGUUUCUCCAUGCGACUUUACAACUCAGCCUUGCCCGAAAGUAGAACUUGA
This is a messenger RNA of Symbiodinium sp. CCMP2592, 975 nucleotides long. NCBI's taxonomy places the organism in Eukaryota, Dinophyceae, Suessiales, Symbiodiniaceae. The record is from the annotation of a GenBank genome assembly.